AUGGCGGUGGCACUGGGUCUAUUUGGUUCACCCUCUCGAGACCACGUGCUUUCACUGAGUAAGUGGCCUGCACCCAUAGCAAGGCCUGGAGCAAGGCCCAGUAGGACUUGCAGGCCAGCUGUGCUGGUGGGAGUUGUUGCAGCCUGCAAGGCAGCCUGCGUGGCUGCAGGACACAAACGGAGGGUGAUAUGUUGCUGGCAGGUACGAAAGCUAGGCCUCAAAGUCAGUGCCGCGUCGGAUGCUCCAAGUUGGAAGGCAGAAGCUUCUGGCUCCGUGCCUGAUCUGCCUGUACCCUCGCUGUCACUCCGUGAGUUCUUGUUGGGGCUGGACCAUGGGAAGUACGCACGGCCCUCACGCCUACAGGGAAUACAGCAACAGCCGGCCAGCUCUGAGGAUUCUGUGAGGGAGGACCAAAGGUCUGGACUCCAGCUCCAAGAGCCCUCCCGGCCUUGCCUCGAACAUGGAAACCAUGACGCCCGUGCAUUGGAAUCAUCGGAGUCAUCGCAAUCAUGGGUCAACGGCGUGGAAGAUUUUUUUGUGGUGGCAGACUGGAGCGACUGGGCUUUCGAGGUCAUGGAGAGGGGCAGCGGCUCUGGAGAGACUGAGCUGAAGCUGGAGGUUCAGCUGCGCCACACAGGUGGGGAGUUCCAGAUUGUUUGUGACAAGGACUGGUCUCGUGUCCUCUACCCCGGCGAGGCCGGCGAGGCCGGCGAGGCCGAGGCUCUUGGUCCCGAUUCUGGGGGGCACGGAAGGAACUGGUCCCUGAACGGUCAAGCAGGAGACAAGUUCUUGCUCCGGCUUCUUCUAAGACACGACGGGCCUGUGGUGUCGUGGGAGUUGGUGGAACCCGGUGUGGAGGAUCACGAGUAUCAGGAUCCUUACCUAGGCCAUUCUGGCCAUGAAGCCCGGGGCUGGCAGGAGGCGAUCCAGCAGCUGGAAGAAGUGAGGCGGUGGGGACAGGAUCACCAGGUGCGAAGCUUGCGAAGCGAGGCCCUGAAGUUGUGUGGCGAGGCAGGAGCCUCUGCGCCAGCAUUGCAGCUCUUGGAGGAGAUUUGGUCUGAAGACAAGCAGGCCAAUGAGCCCAGUCAGGCCGACUACCAGGCGGUGCUCAGGGCCUGCGAGCUGGAUGCGCUGGGUGGGGAAACGGCGCGGGAGGCCGGGGCUGCCAUCAAGCAGGAGAUGGCUGAGCGAGGCGAGGGCCAGCCAGAUCGAUUCUGUCUCACGCCACGUGUCUGGUGGCAUCGGGACGUCCGGAGGAUGGGCUGCGGAGCCAAUAACACCCUGGAUUGGCAGGGAGGCGAUCCCCUUCCUGUACCCCCGACUGCGCGCUCCUGGCUUCUACCGGCCUCAGACACAAUGGCCGUUGAAAUUGCCCAACAGCAAGAUGCACUGAGGGAAGCAGGAUGGAUGGUGCUUUCUUGUGAUCCCAACAUCGUGCGGCGCCUCGACGACAAAGUCUCGUUGCAGGCUCUCGCGCGAGAUUCUGGCUUGUGUGCAUACUUCCCUGAGCGCUUCGCAGUUCCGGAGCUUGCAUCGUACCCUUGUAUUCUUAAGCCCGCAGCAGGAGAGUUCGGUUCCGGAGUUCAGAUCGUCUACUCGCCGGAAUCUGUGCGUCGAAUAGCAGGCCUCGACUCUGGGGAGUUGACCAGCCAGUGGCUCUUGCAAGAGCUGGUAAUCGGGUGUUAUGAAUACUCAACAUCGCUGUUGGUUGUCGAUGGACGGAUCUUAGAGAAAGCUUGCAUUCGCUACAAGUACGAUGCCGAGGAGUAUGUUUGGCCAGACGUGACUGAACUAGCAAAGGAGCUUGUCGAGCCAUCUGAGUUGGAGAUGAAUGUGAUGCAAAAGCUGGUGCAGGGAUACUCGGGUUUCGUGAACUUUAACUACAAGUUCCGACAAAGGGACGGACAAAUGCUGAUUAUGGAAGCCAACGCCCGAGUUGGUGCGGAUCUGGCUUGCGACGUCCCUCGCCCUCAUGCCCGCAGCAUGCUGGAGAUGUUGGAUCGAGGUAUGUAUCGUGGCCAAGAAAAUGGGCUGGAUCUGCAGCCACAGUGA
Messenger RNA from Symbiodinium natans, 2052 nucleotides. NCBI's taxonomy places the organism in Eukaryota, Dinophyceae, Suessiales, Symbiodiniaceae. The record is from the annotation of a GenBank genome assembly.